AUGCCUGGGACCGUGGCUGAGGGACCGUCGGUCUCUAUGUCCUUUGCCAACAAUUUCUGGGGCAAGGAUGAUGCUGGACUGCAACCUAUGCUUGACCGCAUGCACGCAUCAAAGGUUACAAGCGAUGAAUUGAAAGUUUUCUACAGCGUACGCGCUGCGAUUGAAGACGAAUACGCCCGAAAACUCCAGGCACUCUGCCGCAAAACCCUCGGCUCAGUCGAAUCAGGAUCCCUUCGCUCUUCGCUGGAUGUGGUCCGCGGGGAAACCGAGUCCAUCGCGAAGGCACACGCCGCGAUCGCGGGCCAGAUGAAGACUGAGCUUGAAGAGCCACUACAUGCGUUCUCGAAGGGUAUCAAAGAGAGGCGGAAAAUUAUCCAGGAUGGCAUUGAGCGUCUUCAUAAGAAUAAGAUGCAACAAACGCAACUGGUCAACAAGACUCGCGAUCGCUUCGAGCAAGACUGCCUACGGAUUAAGGGAUACCUUGCGCAAGGACACAUGGUGAUGGGCCAAGAGGAACGCAAGAACAAGGCGAAGCUUGAGAAGACACAGAUUCAACUGGCCUCGAAUAGCAACGAAUACGAAGCUGCUAUCAAGACGCUUGAGGAGACCACUGGGCGUUGGAACAAGGAAUGGAAGGCUGCUUGUGACAAAUUCCAAGACUUGGAAGAAGAGCGUCUCGACUUUACAAAGAGCAGCCUAUGGACGUACGCCAACAUUGCCUCUACCGUUUGCGUGAGCGACGAUGCAUCCUGCGAAAAGAUCCGUUUGUCUCUGGAGAAUUGUGAGGUUGAAAAGGACAUUGUCUUCUUCAUCAAAGAACGAGGAACCGGCCAGGAAAUUCCGGAUGCUCCUCGGUUUAUCAACUUCUGCAAGGAGGAUGAUGAUAUGUCGGAUAUCGAAGAUGGGGAAGGCUAUUCAGUCGCCCAGUUCCAGCGAGCUAUGAAUCCAGCUUUCCGCACGUCGUCGCCUCAACCAUCCACUUUCGAGUCCCAUCAUGACCCGGAUUCUGAACUCGCUGCACAAAUGGGCCACCCGGCCCCGGCUCCAGCGCCAGCUCCAACCCAAGCCCCAAUUCAGGCUCCAAUUCAGGCCCCCGUUCAAGCUCCGAUUCAAGCUCCGAUUCAAGCUCCCGCUCCAGCUCCCGUUCCGGCACCAGCUCCCAUUGCCCAGCCACCAGCCCCACUGGACCUUCGCCGAGGUGGCUAUUUGCCGCCGAACUACGACCCUCAGCAGCAUGGCGAGAUCAAUGCAAUUCCUCACAAUGCUUACCCGACCGAUGGCAUGACAAUGUUCUGCCGCACUGGGCCACCUUCGGAACGCAGCUCGGCCAGUGCAUACCGCCCCUCUAGCCGGGAUUCUCAAAGCGAAGUCUCAAACCCUACUUCCAUGUCAAGCGUCGAGGCUCCUAUCACAACCCACAAGUCUCCACCCAAGCCGACCAACAGUGCACCCCUCCCGAGUCAAAGUGAGGACAAGUCUGUUCAAAAGAAGAAGAGUGCCUUCUUUAGCAACAGUCCCUUCCGUCGCAAGAGCCGUCAUGACAAGGAGAGACCGGUGAUUGGUGGUCAAUCUUCCUCUCGUAGCAGCCCUUGGGGCUCUCCCACGAAGCCGGCUAGCCCUACCAAGCCUGCUCCCCAAGCUCAGCCUGAACGCCAUAGUCCUGAGCCCGUCGAUCCUCGCGCCAACUUCCAGCUCAAUGUUGGCAACAAUGUCUUUGACGUUGCUUCACCUGACAAGAAUGCUAAGGCCGGAGCCCAGCAAGCUAAGGCUGCCGAAGACAAUGUGGAUCCCAUUGCCCGUGCUUUAGCAGAUUUGAAGACCGGUGGAAAGCAGUCCACUCUGCGUGUCUCAGCGGAUAGAUACCACGGUAUCCAGACACCAAACCCAUCGGCCCCGUCGUCUACCUAUGGUGGUAGCUCUUCCGGUGCUCCUCCUGCGUACAAUGAUCCUUCUGUGAAGAGACUUGACGCCCCGGAGCCGGCUUUCACGAAAAAACAGAUGCAAAAAACUACUCAGCGAUACACUGGACAGACUCAAAGCAUGCUACGAGGCGGUGCCAACAGUCCAAGCAUGGCGCCUGCACCCAGGACUGAGGUCCCUCGCGCACGAUCCCCGGCCCCGUCCACUCGCCGCAGUGCCAGCCCUCAGGUGUCUUCUCCCCGAGUUGAUACUCGCAUGGCUGCCCAAUACAGUGGAUCUGCAAGCCCUGCGCAAAGUCCAGCUGCAUACCAGUCUAGCAGUAUGCGCAGCCGUUACACCCAAUCCCCUACGCCCAGUCGCGCACAAGACCCCCCAUACUCGCCUAACGAUUAUGCUCGACGGGCCUCCCCAGCUGUAUCAACUCGUGCAGUUUCUCCUCAGCCCCAGUUUAGGCAACAGGUCCGUCCUUCCAGCGCUGGGGGUAUGGAGCUGCAGCUUUCUAGCGGUCCAGUUGAAAUGUACGGCGCGGGCUCUCGCGAUGGUUAUGGCUCGGCUACUCGUCGCGGCGAUGGCCGACCUAUGUCUCAGUACGGUGACAGUAGCAAUACUCCGCCUCCAGUGGGCCGCUCUCGAAGCCGCACUCUUGCUGUUGCUGAACCCGGAAGAAAGUUCAGUCGCGAUGGACGUCCCAUCCUUCAUUUCGCUCGUGCUAUGUACAGUUACACUGCCGCCAUCCCCGAGGAACUCGGUUUCGGUAAGGGUGAUGUCCUUGCUGUCAUCCGCCUUCAAGACGACGGAUGGUGGGAAGCCGAAGUCACCAACGCCCGAGGCCACCCAGGCCUGGUGCCGAGCAACUACCUGCAGAUCAUCUAG
Messenger RNA from Penicillium cataractarum, 2793 nucleotides. Its product is annotated as formin-binding protein HOF1. Lineage: Eukaryota; Fungi; Ascomycota; Eurotiomycetes; Eurotiales; Aspergillaceae. Gene Ontology annotation, cellular component: plasma membrane; mitotic actomyosin contractile ring, proximal layer; cell division site. Gene Ontology annotation, molecular function: phospholipid binding; protein binding. Gene Ontology annotation, biological process: cytoskeleton organization. Bases 1 to 2793 code for a protein of 930 amino acids. The record is from RefSeq and is a predicted model, not a curated record. The transcript is spliced from 7 exons.